UCACAGCUUUCUCCUUUUUCGUAAAGACAGCCUUCAUGAGUUUACUUGAGGAAGAUAUAACGAGCAUUGCCUUGACUGAGCGGAGAUCUUCUCUCGUUCGACGACCCAAUCAAGAGCGAGGUUUCCCGUUACAGAGGAACGAGAGUGAAACUAAUUCCACCAUUCGCCGUAACAGCAAGGAUCGCGUGGUUGAAUUCGAAGAAAGUACCCUCAUUGAAUCAGGAACUUAUGAUCUCACCAAUCAGCAGCAACGUACCGAGGUUUUAGAGCUCACUCCGAACCAAACCCCAACUAUUAGCCGCGCAAAUUCUGAUGCUAAUUUGGUCGCUUCCAGCACUGGUGUCGAAUUCUCACUUCCUCCCGUCGACGGCGGAUUCAACGCAUGGAUGGUCUUGCUUGGAGGUUUUGUAAUUGAAGGAUUUGUUUGGGGCUACACCUCCAGUUUCUCUGUCUACCUGCAGCAUUACCAAAAGCAACCAGAGUUUGCCGGUGCCAGUGUCACUGAGUUGACCAUUAUCGGUACUCUGGCUACCGGUAUAUCGUACAUUGGAGGAUUUUUGGUAGGUUUGCUCGGUGGUCGGUUCACUCUCAAAACCAUGAUGUAUGCUGGGUCGGUUACCAUGGUGAUUGCCCUUGUGGCAGCCAGCUUUGCUACUCAGGUCUGGCAUCUCAUCCUUACUCAAGGAUUUCUUUUCGGUCUUGGUGGAGCUUUCGUUUACAACUCUUUGUGUAUGUUUAUACCCAUCUAUUUCUUCAAGUAUCGCGGCAUUGCUAGUGGAUUCAUCUAUGCUGGUGCGGGAGUGUUCGGUUUAGCUUGCCCAACUUUGAUUGAUAUGAGUUUAAAGUCGAUCGACUGGCGCUGGACACUUCGAAUUGUGGCCCUAUUUGUCUUGGUGUUCUGCCUAGGCUCGUCAUUUGUCAUUCGACCUCGUCAUAGUACCGAUGAUGCAAGAUCAUACGCUAGUUUAAGCCGUAAAGAUUUCGCUUUCAUCAAAAACAAGCGAUUUCUCAUUAUGGCCGGAGCCGUUUUAUUCCAAGGUCUCGGAUUCUUUGUACCCAAUUUGUUCAUUCAACCUUAUGCUCAAUGGCUCGGAUCUUCAGAGCAAGUUUCCACCAUUAUGCUGUCCAUUUUGAACGCUGCAACUAUCAUAGGUCAGCUUGCUUUGGGUCACGUUUGCGAUCGUUACGGUUACGCUACUUCCGCUGUCAUUUCCUCAGGCAUAGCUAGCUUGAGUGUCUUCUUGUUAUGGGGAUUUGCUGGCCAAUCAUUCGGCUUGUUGAUUGCCUUUGCUGUCAUUUAUGGUACAUUUGGCAGUGGUUUCACGAGCAGCUUUCCUUCCAUUGUUACCGAUAUUGCCGGCACAGAAUAUCGCAAACCUAUUCUUAUUAAUGGUGUUUUCAUGCUACUCAGAGGCAUAGGUAACGUGGUUGGAAAUCCUAUCGGAUCAGUCAUUCUUACUUCAACUAGUGGUGCUGCAGGUUGGGCUGACAUGAGUUACUUUGUCGGCAGUACGUUGAUUGCAAGUGCUGUGUGCGGUGCAGUUAUUCGCUUCAUGCCCUCUCGGAUUGCUUAAUGCAUUGUUAGCUAUGCGCCU
This is a messenger RNA of Umbelopsis ramanniana AG, 1595 nucleotides long. RefSeq lists its product as uncharacterized. NCBI's taxonomy places the organism in Eukaryota, Fungi, Mucoromycota, Umbelopsidomycetes, Umbelopsidales, Umbelopsidaceae. The transcript has 4 exons. Gene Ontology annotation, cellular component: fungal-type vacuole membrane. Gene Ontology annotation, molecular function: transmembrane transporter activity. Gene Ontology annotation, biological process: transmembrane transport. The record is from RefSeq and is a predicted model, not a curated record. The coding region runs from base 36 to 1574 and encodes 512 amino acids.